Nicotiana tabacum (common tobacco) is the source of this 654-nucleotide messenger RNA. Lineage: Eukaryota; Viridiplantae; Streptophyta; Magnoliopsida; Solanales; Solanaceae. The record is from RefSeq and is a predicted model, not a curated record.
UUCUCUUCCAUUUACUUCUUCCUUCCUUUUGCAGUUUUGCUCCUCCUAGUUUCUGGCUUUCAGUCUUUUGAGCCAAGUCCAAUGCAAGAUUUCUGUGUGGCCGAUCCUGCUAGCCUAGACAGGGUAAACGGCUUAGCUUGCAAAGAUCCCAAGUCAGUUCAAGCAGAGGACUUUUUCUUCAGUGGGCUGCAUUUGGCUGGCUACACAACAAAUGCUGUUGGUUCUAAGGUCACUCCUGUCAAUGUAGCUCAAGUACCAGGACUGAACACUCUUGGUAUUUCAUUGGUUCGCGUCGACUAUGCACCAUGGGGAAUCAACCCUCCUCACACUCACCCUAGAGCUACUGAGAUACUCACUGUCCUUGAAGGUUCUCUUCAAGUUGGUUUUGUAACCUCAAACCCCGAAAAUCGUCUUAUUACUAAGGUACUUAAAAAAGGCGAUGUGUUUGUAUUUCCUAUUGGACUUGUUCACUACCAACGCAAUGUUGGAAAGGGAAAUGCUGUUGCAAUUGCAGCAUUGAGUAGUCAGAAUCCUGGUGUUAUAACCAUUGCUAAUGCAGUUUUCGGAUCGGAUCCAGCUAUAGCAACAGAUAUUCUUGCCAAGGCUUUUCAAGUGGAUGAAAGCAUAGUUGCUCUGAUGCAAUCAAAAUUUUAA